Molecule: messenger RNA, 4479 nt
Organism: Gracilinanus agilis (Agile Gracile Mouse Opossum)
Lineage: Eukaryota; Metazoa; Chordata; Mammalia; Didelphimorphia; Didelphidae
Product: microtubule-associated serine/threonine-protein kinase 3-like
Exons: 1
Coding region: 1-4479 (1492 amino acids)
Biological process (GO): intracellular signal transduction; peptidyl-serine phosphorylation
Molecular function (GO): protein serine/threonine kinase activity; protein binding; magnesium ion binding
Source: RefSeq, a predicted model, not a curated record
AUGACUGAGGGUGCAUGGUGUGCAGAGCCCGCUCCCCGAACUCGGUGCAUGCCCAGCCCAGUCAGGGGGCCGCUUAACGGCCGUCAGAGCCGCCUGAGCAAAGGCACACUACUGCGGCACUCCAAUAGCUGCCACAGCGGCAAAAGGAAAAAUCUAGUGAUGGAGACGCCCUCCCCAACCUUGUCCCGGGUCUCUACGCCUACAGCAGGCAGCAGCCCCUUAGGCAAACCCAAGAACUUGUUGGCCAGCGUGACUGUAAAUGUCCCCUUCUCACAAAGAGCUGAUAGCCUGAGAAGGUCUCUCGCUUCUCAAGAGCGGAUGCACCAGUUGCCAUACCAGCAGACACCAGAUGAGCUCCACUUUCUUUCCAAGCACUUUCAUAGCCCUGAGAGCAGAGUGGGAAGAGUGGAUGAAGAUGGGAGCCCAUGCUCCCCCAGCAAGCGAUCUCGUUCCCGCAGCCUCAGCCCUAGGCGAACCAUUGAAGCCUCUGGCAACGAUAUUGUCUUGAUGAAUCACGUCUACAAAGAGCGAUUCCCUAAGGCCACCGCACAGAUGGAGAAGCAGCUGCAGGACCUCAUCACCACUUUCUCUCCCUCCAAUACGCUGGCCCUGGCGGAUGGCGUCCUGAGCUUCAUUCACCACCAGAUAGUGGAGCUGGCUCGAGACUGCCUGGCCAAGGCCCGGGAGGACUUAGUCACCUCCCACUACUUCUUGGAGCUUCAGGAAAAGCUAGAGAAGAUGUUGCAAGAUGCCCACGAACGCUCAGAGAGCCAGGAAGUCACAUUCAUUGGCCAGCUGGUUCGAAAGUUCUUAAUUGUUAUCUCCCGCCCAGCUCGGCUCUUGGAAUGCCUGGAAUUUGACCCGGAAGAAUUCUACCACCUCCUGGAAGCAGCGGAAGGACAUGCCCGGGUGGGUCAAGGCAUCAAGACAGACAUUCCUCGAUACAUCAUUGAUCAGCUGGGACUCACCAAGGACCCUCAAGAGGAGAUGGUUCAUCUGGGUCCUCUGGAUGCUGGUUCCUUGAAUGCAACUGAGGGGAGAGACCCACCAGAGAACCAAACUCUCACUGUCCCUUCCCGGAGGAAACCCUGUGAGAGUGAUUUUGAGACUAUCAAGAUGAUCAGCAAUGGGGCUUAUGGGGCUGUGUAUCUGGUCAGGCACCAGGAGACCCGCCAGCGCUUUGCUCUCAAGAAGAUCAAUAAGCAGAACUUAGUGCUACGGAACGAGAUCCAGCAGGUGUUUGUGGAGCGAGACAUCCUCACCUUUGCCGAAAACCCCUUUGUUGUCAGUAUGUUUUGCUCCUUUGAGACCCGAAGGCACCUCUGCAUGGUCAUGGAGUAUGUGGAAGGUGGAGACUGUGCCACGCUGCUGAAGAAUAUGGGCCCUCUCCCCACUGACAUGGCGCGAAUGUACUUCUCAGAAACUGUCCUGGCCUUGGAGUAUCUACAUUAUUAUGGCGUCGUGCACCGGGACCUCAAGCCAGAUAACCUACUAAUCACGUCCCUAGGCCACAUCAAGCUGACGGACUUCGGACUGUCCAAGAUCGGACUGAUGAGUAUGACCACAAAUCUGUAUGAGGGACACAUCGAGAAGGACACCAGGGAGUUUGCCGACAAGCAGGUCUGCGGUACCCCUGAGUACAUUGCACCUGAAGUGAUCCUCCGACAAGGCUAUGGAAAGCCGGUAGAUUGGUGGGCCAUGGGCAUCAUCCUCUAUGAAUUUCUCGUGGGCUGUGUCCCUUUCUUUGGUGACACCCCUGAGGAACUUUUUAGCCAGGUCAUCAGUGAUGACAUCCUCUGGCCCGAGGGAGAAGAGGCGCUCCCUGCAGAUGCUCAGGACCUGAUUACAAAGUUGCUGAGACAAAGUCCCCUGGAUCGAUUAGGCACUGGAGGUGCCUUUGAGGUGAAGCAGCACCCAUUCUUCAAUCUCGACUGGACGGGUCUCCUACGGCAGAAGGCAGAAUUCAUCCCCGAGUUGGCAGGGGAAGAUGACACUAGCUACUUUGACACUCGUUCUGAACGGUACUGUCACCUAGAGUCGGAGGAUGAGGAAACAAAUAACGAGGAAACGACUGCAGAGAUCCCUCAGUUUUUUUCCUGCUCAAAACGGUUCAGUGAGUUUUAUAACAGUUCCAAAUCCGUUGCUGUUAAGUCAAACUUAAGCUUUUCUGAGAGAAGCUAUAGUGACGACAAGGAAGACAGAUUGGAAAAAUGGGAUCUCUGUUUAGAAGAGGAAGAGAUGACCCGCCCUUUGAGUACUGAAGUCAGGCUGAAACCCUGGGAGUCCUCUGGCUCCCUGCGCCACUCCACCUCCUCCUCCCAGCCUGACCUGAGCCAGAGCCCCUCGGUCCUGAGUGACACUAACAGCCUGGACCCCAUGCCCAACUUUGCCCUCUCCGAGGAUGAAGGUCCCAGCCUAGAACCUUCAAAACCCAAAAGGCCCCUUUUUGUGUUGGAGGAACAGGAGAAACCAGUGAAAGAAAUAGCCAAAGCAGCUGCCCUCAUCAGCGAUUCAAGCCUCAAUCCCAUCAGAUUAGGAAGUAAUAGUCCUCUGAUGAAGAACUCCAAGCCUUGGAGCCUGGAAGGUGACAAGGUAGGCCACAGCCUCAGUAACCAGAAAGAAACACCUGAAAAACAGAAGUCAUACCCCGGGGAGGUCCAGGUACUCAAAUCAGCCUCUUUCUCAGAUCUCUCUCUGUUCAUUACUUCUGAUGACUGCAGAAAUGGGAUCCUCAAAAGCCCCAUCUCCCCGAAUUCCUUCUCCUCUUCCCCAAGCUGCGACUCCUUCUUUGGCAUCACCAGCCUACAGCCACCCAUCAUCAUCCACAGUUCUGGGAAAAAGUUUGGCUUUAGUCUGAGGGCCAUCCGUGUCUACAAGAGAGACAGCGAUAUCUACACAGUGCACCACGUGGUUCAGAGUGUGGAGGAGGGCAGCCCAGCUCAAGAAGCCGGACUGAGGACUGGAGAACUCAUCACACAUAUCAAUGGAGAGUCAGUGCUUGGCCUAGUUCACACAGAAGUAGUGGAACUGCUGCUGAAGAGCAAUAACAAGAUCUCCCUUAGAACCACCCCGCUGGAGAACACAUCCAUCAAGGUAGGCCCAGCCAGGAAACACAGCUACAAAAGCAGGAUGGCCCGCUGCAAGAAGAGCAGGAAGUGGAAGAGUAAAGCCAGGAGGAAGUGUCUCUUUAAGAAGAUCUCCAAGCAGUCCACAAUACUGCACACAAGUCCAAGCUUCUCUUCUGGGCUCCACCACACCUUGUUUUCUAGCAAGAGCCUUUCUGGCUCUCCUACACACAGUCUCUCUCCUAGACCCUCUACCCUGUACAACAGCCCUGCUCCUUCUUCACAGAACGUUUUUCCCUCCUCUAGCACUCCUAUCUCCCCAUUGGGCUACAUCAGGCCAAGUUUCUUACACAAGCUACCAUCUAAUCUGGGAGGCCAACCAUAUAAAGUUGGUCGCAGGAAGUCAACAAGCAGCAUCUCUUCAUCCCCACUCUAUACUUCCUCCCCAGGAUUCCAACCUCCAUCACCACAGAGGUCCCCAUCUCCUUUACCAAGUUUCCCCAAAAAUCUUUAUGCCUUCCAGGAUGAAACUUUGUCCCCCCUCAUGAUCACCAAGCAAAUAUCUUGGCCACCAAAUACUGAGAGCCCCCUAUCUCCUCUCCUGAAGCAAGGGCACUUUGCUCACAAAAUUGCCACCUCCUUGGUGGAAAAGAAGCCAUUGAGGGGCCUGAGACUCACACUUGAAAUGUUGACAGAAGACAGAGAUGGCCUCAAGGAGACUUCAGACCAGGCCUUCUUAGGAGAUGAGAGUGGUGGUCUGCGAAACCACAGCAAGUCUAACUACACUGGCCUAGUGAACUGGGGGAGAGACUGGACGGGAGAUCAAUAUAAGCUGGACCAGGAGGUGGUGGUCAAGAGACACUUGAAUCUGUCAGAGCACUCAGACUCUUCCGAAAAACGAGUAGUCCAGGAGAUGAGCUUUGAUGAACCAGAGCCCCCAAGCUUGGGGGAUGAUGGUUCCUGCAGGAAGGAGAGCCAGGUAAAACUGAGGGGAAUGCAGCUAGAGGUGCAUAAGCAGAAGCCUCCACCUAUCCCCCAGAAUGCCAUGCAAGGCUUUGAGGACAAAGUGCUUGACCCAGGUUCAGAGGUGUGGAAAUGUCAGAGCUCUCAUCAUCCCUUCCAGCUGGUGGCUGAGGUCUACACUGAGGAAGCAGAUGGAACCAAAGCAGUGGAAUGCAAGAGUCUCUUGAUCCAGGGUCAGGACAGCAGGAAUCCAAGAGACUUGAGUUCAGGGAAGCAGCAGCUUUCUAAGGCUCAUCAGGCUCUUCGGACUUUACUGCAGGCUGCCAAGUCCCUGCCCGUCCUCCAGUUCUUGAGAGGCCAGAAGCUGGCAGGACCUGAACUUCAGACUACCAGAGCAAGUCAUCAAGACUCUGAAGAUAUAUCAAGGAAAAAGGACUGGAAUCAGAGGUAG